Molecule: messenger RNA, 416 nt
Organism: Gasterosteus aculeatus aculeatus (three-spined stickleback)
Lineage: Eukaryota; Metazoa; Chordata; Actinopteri; Perciformes; Gasterosteidae
Source: RefSeq, a predicted model, not a curated record
AUGGCAGCUGUCUCUCAUCUGGUCCCUCACUGUGUCCAUUUUCUGCGUCGGGGGGUUAUUAAUUUGGUGGCUAUAAUUGGAGCCGUGUUGAUGCUCUUGAGCCAGAGAGCCGUGUCCUUUGAGACAAUCAUUGCCGGACGGUUCCUCUACGGCUUCAGCCGUGGGAUCAGUUUUGCUGCUCACACCAUGUACCUCAUUGAAUGCUCCCCAGAGUGCCUGCGAGGGAAGGAAGCUGGGCGGGACACAGACGGCUUCCUCUCCUUUGGGAAGUUCGUCGGUCAGCUUCUGGGGAUCAGCAAGCUGCUCGGUACGCGGGAGAACUGGCCCUGGCUGCUGGCCUUCAACGGCUUCAUGGCGUUUCUCCAGCUCUGCACCGCUGGCAGCUCAUCACCAUCAUCGUUCCGUGAGUGACAGGC